CAUAUCAAACAAUUCAUCUAGUCAAUCGUCACCAUUUAUUGAUUUUAUUGCUGAUCCUCAAGCUAUGGCUGUUGUCAAUUUCACUUCGGAUUUUCAAGCUAUGUCAUUUGGACCAGGAGAUGCAUCACAUCCUGUCAAUUUCACUGAGAAUCCUCAAAUUUCAUCAAUGUCAUUUUUUGAAAUGGGAAAUGUUUCACCUCAAGCUUUAUCAAUGCCACCGUUGGAAUUGGGUGAUGCUCUUUUAAAUUCUACCACUGAUCCCCAGGCCUAUAUAUCACAUCUUAUUAACCCCGCCACAAAUUCUCAAGUCACGCCAUCGUUGGAAUUAAGAAAUGUAUCUCCUAUCUAUCCCACCAUGGUUUUCCAAACUAUGUUGGAAGAAAUGGAUCAAUCAUUUCUUGUCAAUUCUAACGCGAAUCGAAUGCCUAAUUCGGAGGAGAUGACUAAUCAAAUCGAUUGGUGGUGGAAUAAUCAUUCCGAAACAUAA
Molecule: messenger RNA, 487 nt
Organism: Scutellospora calospora
Lineage: Eukaryota; Fungi; Glomeromycota; Glomeromycetes; Diversisporales; Gigasporaceae
Source: the annotation of a GenBank genome assembly